CAUGUCAGUCAGAAACUAUCAACAGGCGCGGUUGGACGUCGUCGUUGUUCUCUCUUAAUUAUUGCUCUGUCUGCCUAUUGACACUGAAUCACCACCCUCUCUGCAUAGAGGAGGAGGAAGAGACAAGGGUUGUCUUCAGAGCGAUCGCCUUUCCACAGUCGUUUGAAUUCUGUAAAUUGACGUAUUCACAACAUGCCGCCGAAAGCACAGCCCGGGGAGGGUAUUGUGGUGGUUCUAGAUGUUGGUCCAGGUGUUCGGGCCAGCACAGAAACAAGCUUCUUCUCACAGGCAAAAAAAUGCCUAACAAAUAUUCUGCAAAGGAAGAUGUUUGCAGAAAAGUGUAAAGAUCAAGUGGGAGUAGUUUUGUUUGGAACAGAUGGUACAGACAAUAAUCUUGCUAGUGGCGACCAGUAUCAACAUAUUACAGUCCUAAGGGAAAUAAUGACCGUGGACUGGGACAUGAUGAAUGAGGUAGAUCAGCUGCCUUUUGGGAAAGCCACAGCAGAUUGGCUGGAUGCCUUGGUAGUGGCAAUGGACCUUAUGCAUGAUCCUGAUGGAAUGCGAUUUAGCAGCAAGAAAAUUGUGUUGAUGACAGACUUCAGUGGAGAGUUCAGUGAUGAUCAAGCAUCCAAGAUUAUUGCUGGCCUCAACAACAGUGGCAUUGAACUGAGUGUCAUAGGACCAGAGAUAGUAGAUGAAGACAACAGUGAUGAUGACAUGGAUGGACCCAAGAGCUCAAAUGGAGCACCAAAGAAUGGUAGCACCGGUAAUCCCGUCAACUGGAAUGGAAAACCAAAGUCUGCCAUUCAAUUAGCAGGUGAAGCCCUGAUUACCAGGAUUGUGUCUGAGGUGGAUGGAAUAAUUUGCAGUUUUGAUGAGGCCAUCCCACAGCUCAUCUUCUUCCAGAAAAAGUCAGCAGGUAGUGCUAACUGGAACACUGUCCUGGAUAUUGGUCCUGACUUCCAGAUAGCUAUUACAGGGAAAAUCAAGGUCAAACAUUCAACUGUCCCAACUUGGAAGAAAAUGCAUGCUCAUGAUGAAACAGCAGCAAUCAUCAGCGAGACCUCUUACCAUCGCCAUGACGAUGCCCAGACGGCUGUUGAUGAAGCAGAGGUCAUAAUGGGUUACAAGUAUGGGACAACAUUGGUUCCCUUUUCAGAUGAAGAUGCUCAGAUGAAGUUCUCAUCAGAUAGUCCACGUGCUCUGAGUGUCUUAGGAUUUACACGCCCAUCCACUGUGCGUCAUAAUCGUCGAGCUGGAGAUCAAGUGCUAGUUGUGACUGCACGGGAAGGAGAUGAGACAGCAGCAGUAGCUUUGUCAUCCCUCAUCCAGGCAUUGGUGGAGUUAGACAUGGUGGCCAUCACAAGAAGGAUUUAUAACAAAAAUUCCAACCCAGUAAUGGGUGUCCUAUUCCCAGAGGUCACAAAGAAAUAUGAGUGCCUUAUCUGGAUCCCACUUCCAUUCCAAGAAGACAUCAGACUGUUUACAUUUCCAAGUUUACAGCGGUUGACUGACAAGUUAACAGAAAAAGAGAAAGAAGCGAUGGAUGACCUUAUAUCUAGCAUGGAUUUGAGUGGCCAUGAUGAUGAUGAGGAAGAUAUGAUGCAAGUCAGUUUUGAAUCGCUAACACUAUAUAAAUUUGACCCAUCGUGCCAUCCACCCUCAUGAUCCACUUCCUCCACCUGCUGAUCAUGUUCUAAACAUCCUGAAGCCUCCUGAGAGUGUGAGUGAAGGUCGGGAUAGAGUAGCACCUGCACUUCAAGCUGCUUUCCCAACCAAGAGAGUUGUCAAGAAGACAAAGGAUAAGGCAGACUUGUUCGCAAGUGACAGUCAUGCUGACAAGAAAAUAAAGUUAGAUGAUGAUGACAAUGUAAGUGCAGGUGACCUGACUCGACCCCUGGUAACUAAAGUGACUUCAACUACUCCGGUUCAGGACUUCAUGGCUCUUCUAAGUGGAGAAGCACCCAACUUCAACCUCAUUUGCAGUCAACUUGGAGAUGUGGUGAUGCAAUUGCUAGAUAGUAUUGGUGGUGGUGGUGCUGCCAGUAUUGCUGUAACCACCAAGAUCAUGGACUGCUUGGAGAACUUCCGUCGUGAGUCAUGUGGCAUAGAUCCUGCAGUAUACAACAAGUUCAUUACCGCUAUGAAGGACACAGUAACAACAAGGUCAUUGAAUGAAUUUUGGAGUCGUGUCAAAGAAGGUAACUAUGGCUUAAUCUCAAGCAAUGAAAAUAUGAGAAGUAGUGUCAGUGCAGAGGAAGCUGAGGCUUUCUGGCAGGUGGAGGUUGAGAUGCAGGCACCACCCCCAAAACCUGAGGCCAGUGAUGAUAUGGAAGAUCUGUUGGAUGACCUGUAAAUGCCUCGUCCUCUUCAGCAAGCUCAUGAAUCAAGCAGAGCAGGUGUCUUCUGUUCCUAAGAAGUUGUAGCCCUCUUUAAUACGAAGAAUUUUGUAUUUUUAUACUAAUUAAUAUGUAUAUGGGAAAAGUAUGUGGAACAAUUAUACCACAAAAUUUCUUUAUCAACUGCAGUAGAGGCAAAAGUCAGUGAAUAUAUAUUGAGUAUUGAAGUGUUACUCUGUCACAUAUCCCUUCAUAUAAUGUUUGGGUUGACUGUAGUAUUUAAUUAAAUUUGUUUUCUGUACUUCUUAACUAGAUGUCUCUGAUAGAGUACAAAAUCUUAUUUUCUUUUUGUUUAUAUUUUUUGGAAACUUCAGUCUGAUUUGGCAGGAAGUUAAAUUGGUGACAUUACAGUUAGAAGUGCAACUUCUAUAAUUUUUCUGAAUUGCAAGGAUAAAGGUUAGCUAAAACAUUUAAGAAAUAUUGCAAGUUAGAAAUGUGAUUCUAUUUAGACUCAUUGAAAAAUAAAAUUCUUGUUGAUUCUU
Messenger RNA from Penaeus monodon (black tiger shrimp), 2881 nucleotides. It is a transcript of the gene Ku80, whose product is annotated as X-ray repair cross-complementing protein 5-like. The transcript is spliced from 17 exons. The coding region runs from base 193 to 1668 and encodes 491 amino acids. NCBI's taxonomy places the organism in Eukaryota, Metazoa, Arthropoda, Malacostraca, Decapoda, Penaeidae. The record is from RefSeq and is a predicted model, not a curated record. Gene Ontology annotation, biological process: cellular response to gamma radiation; DNA recombination; cellular response to X-ray. Gene Ontology annotation, cellular component: nucleus; Ku70:Ku80 complex. Gene Ontology annotation, molecular function: damaged DNA binding; telomeric repeat DNA binding; double-stranded DNA binding.